Trichosurus vulpecula (common brushtail) is the source of this 1978-nucleotide messenger RNA. It is a transcript of the gene MGME1, whose product is annotated as mitochondrial genome maintenance exonuclease 1. The coding region runs from base 313 to 1398 and encodes 361 amino acids. Gene Ontology annotation, cellular component: mitochondrion. Gene Ontology annotation, biological process: mitochondrial DNA replication. Lineage: Eukaryota; Metazoa; Chordata; Mammalia; Diprotodontia; Phalangeridae. The record is from RefSeq and is a predicted model, not a curated record. Gene Ontology annotation, molecular function: single-stranded DNA exodeoxyribonuclease activity. The transcript is spliced from 6 exons.
CACUGCGGAGGCGCGAGCUCAGCCAUUGGGCGCCAAAUUCUUUCUUCCCGCCGUCUCCUAAUCCGGGGCUCUGUAAAUGCUACCUGUUAUUAUUUUAUAGUCAUUAACAUUGUCAUAAGAAGGUCGCCCGCAGCCGUCCAUGGCCGCUUUGUCCUCUCCUGAGAUUGGGGCCCAUGUUUGUAGCUGUCGCCAUAGCGGUGAGAGACGAUUAACUCCCUCCCAGGAUACCCCCAGAAAGCCCAUUGACAUUUGAAGUAGAAGAGGGAGAACUUUGGAAUAAAUUAUAUUCCAUGUAAAUUUAGAGCCUAAAAAAUGCAGUCACUAUCAAGCAUAUGCAAGAAGCUUGGAAGAUCAAGUAGGUUCUUCAUAGAACUAGCUCCUUCUGUGGGUUUCUCUACUUCACGUUACUUUUGUAGCCAGAAGAAGAAAAAAAACCCUUAUCAAGAAGUCGACCAAAACAAAUACUCUAAUUUAAUACGUUCUAUUGUAUCAACCAAAAUUAGUUGUCAGACACCAGAAUCGUUGUUUCAAGAAGAUGAUUUAUUAUAUGGACCUGUGAGUAAAUGUAAGGCUCAAGAGCAAGAAUCUGGACCAAUAGUUACACAAAAUACAAUUCUUCUCCUCAAUCCAGAAAAAAGAAAUGUAUCAAACAUUCCAACUGAUUCAUCAGUUCCUUUGAAAAUACCUUUGCAAAAAAAUAAAAUGCCUAGCGUUACUCGAAUCCUUCAGCAAACCAUGACAGCAAAACAAAUCUUAAAUCUGGAGAGGUGGAAACGGGGAAUGAUUCUGGAACUAGGAGAGGAUGGCUUUGCAGAAUAUACUAAAGACAUAUUUUUGCAAGGAAAACACUUCCAUGAAGCAUUAGAAGCCAUGCUUUCAUCCCAAGAGCAAUUAAAGGAAUUAGAUGAAAAAACUAUUAGCUCUGGCUAUGUAGCAAGUGUCUGGCAUGUCCUAAAAGACGUAAGUGGAGUAAGAGCUCUAGAAAGUGCAGUUCAUCACGAGACCCUUAAGUAUCUGGGCCUAAUAGACUGUGUAGCUGAAUAUCGGCCCUACUCCUCUUCUCCAGGCUUGUCUCUACAGUGCCUGAAAACUGCUUAUUUAAGGGGUAAGCUGUGUGUGAUCGAUUGGAAGACAUCAGAGAAACCAAAACCAUUUAUCCGGAACACAUUUGACAACCCCUUACAAGUGGUAGCAUAUGUUGGAGCCAUUAACCACGAUGCCAACUAUAACUUUGAGGUUCAAUGUGGUUUAAUUGUGGUGGCCUACAAAGAUGGAUCCCCUGCUCACACGCAUUUCAUGGACUCAAAGCUGUGUUCCCAAUACUGGUCCAAAUGGCUACUUCGACUAGAAAAAUAUACAGAAAAAGAAAAGAACCAAACUACUCCGAAUCCAAACUAGGAUACAGGAUACUGUUCAAGGCUAGUUUACCCUUUCUCACAGUGUGGGGAGAAGGAUGCUUCAGUAAUUUAGUGAAUCCAUGAUCUCAUUGGUGGAAGUACUCCCUCCAACUCAUUCAUCCCUUUGCGAUCUAAUGAAAUCUAAAAGUGGUAAUGCUUAAAUGUUGAAUUUUUUUAAUGUUGAUAAUGGCUACCACAUUAUCACCAGCAAAGGUAUCAUUGAUUUUUGAUUAUGAAAACAUGGAUUUCCAGUCAAUUCACUGAAACUGAAAUGAAUGAAAAUCUAUAAGACUUUUCAGCUGAAGAACUGUCCAAGAAAAAACCAGCUGUGGCAAUCAAUCAUGAUUUCCCUGAAAAGAAAGAAAAUAGAUUGAACAAAGACUCUAGUUAAUCUUGGACUAUGUUGUAAAACUUCUUAUGUCAUUUUCAUUCUGAGCAUUAAAGGACUAUAUCCUAAUGUGCCCAAAAUGUAGGAGCUCAAGAAGUCUUUUUUGAUAGAAUUUAGUGAACAAAACCUUUGCCUAGGUACAUUUGUAUUUUUCCCAACUACAAAUGACCAUUAAUAAAGCUUGUAAAUUGUG